Molecule: messenger RNA, 2084 nt
Organism: Oncorhynchus tshawytscha (Chinook salmon)
Lineage: Eukaryota; Metazoa; Chordata; Actinopteri; Salmoniformes; Salmonidae
Product: all trans-polyprenyl-diphosphate synthase PDSS1
Exons: 11
Coding region: 51-1295 (414 amino acids)
Biological process (GO): ubiquinone biosynthetic process; isoprenoid biosynthetic process
Cellular component (GO): mitochondrion; transferase complex
Molecular function (GO): prenyltransferase activity
Source: RefSeq, a predicted model, not a curated record
UGCCGGCGUCACGUUUUUUAACCUGUUCCAGGGGAUGUGUCUGGAGGAGCAUGGCGUUACCGUGGAGCCACUGUUGGAGGUGGGCUACAGGCUCGACCCGUACGAGUUUACUAGAAACCAUAUGCUGUUUUAAUGGAGGUUCUGCUACCUCGUUGCUCCGAGGAACUGGAACCGCGACUGGCUCGGGAAAUGAGGGGCUGUCCUCAAGGACUGUACACACAACCUCACUAGGCAACUCUAUUCUGACAAGGCACACAUCAAGGUUGCUUUACCCUACACCGAAGCCUUGUUACUGCAAAAGGAUCCACAGCGAUGCCAAGUUGGAGGACCCCUUCACUCUAGCCCAAAAAGACUUGAAUAAUUUGUAUGACGAUAUCAAGAAGGAACUAUUUGUGUCCAAAUCAGAGCUGAAGUCCAUAUGUGACUACUAUUUUGACGGGAAGGGCAAGGCUUUCCGACCCAUGAUAGUGGUGCUAAUGGCCCGGGCCUGCAAUAGUCACAGCAGCCGAGACGGAGAUCUGCUCCCAGGUCAGCGAUCCAUAGCUAUGAUCUCUGAGAUGAUCCACACUGCCAGCCUGGUCCACGAUGACGUCAUUGACGGCUCGGACAAGCGCAGGGGGAAGACCACUAUCAACGAAGUGUGGGGCGAGAGAAAGGCCAUUUUAGCUGGAGACUUCAUCCUCUCGGCAGCCUCCGUGGCUCUGGCCCGUAUCGGGAACAACACAGUGGUGUCAGUCCUGUCUCAGGUCACGGAGGAUCUGGUGCGAGGUGAAUUCAUGCAGCUGGGCUCCAAAGAGAACGAGGAGGAGAGAUUCAAACACUACCUCGACAAGACGUUUAAGAAGACUGCCAGUCUCAUCGCCAACAGUUGUAAAGCUGUAUCCAUUCUAGUGAACUCCGAUCCAGAGGUUCAUGAAAUAGCCUUUCAGUAUGGGAGGAACGUUGGCAUCGCCUUCCAGCUGGUGGAUGAUGUGCUUGACUUCACAGCGUGUGCCAGCCAACUAGGAAAGCCUUCAGCUACAGACCUCAAGCUGGGUCUGGCCACCGGACCUGUCCUGUUUGCCUGCCAACAGUUUCCUGAGCUGCAAGGUAUGAUCAUGAGGCGGUUCAGCUCCAGUGGAGAUGUCGCUCGUGCCUGGCAGUAUGUCCAGGAGAGUGAGGGUGUGGAUCAGACCAACUACCUGGCCCAGCACUACUGCCAAGAGGCGAUCCGGCAGAUCAGCUUGCUCAGGCCCUCUCUGGAGCGGGACGCCCUUAUCAGUCUCACCCAGAUGGUCCUUACCCGUGACAAGUGAGACCCCACUCGUCACUUCAGGCAGCUACUUGUACCUGUGGAAGGCCACCCCAUUGGGGGGGGGGGAGAUGGUGAUGGGUGGUUGUUUCAUCAGUGAUAUUCACAGUGGGUCCUGAUGGAGCACUGUUUAUGCAGUUUAUUUUUUUUAUUAACUAAGAUAAAGGUGGAACUAAACUGUGCAUACACAGGUUCUUCAGGACUGAGUUCUGAGAUGCACAGCACCUAUGUCUUCUUCCUUUCCUCUGGGGAAAACACUGAAGGGGUCACAGAACAAAGAAUGUUAUUGACGUCAGGGGUUUUCAAUGCCGGUCGUGCAGGAACCCUCCCUCCCCUCCUGAAAAAAAAAGGUUUCUGAACCAACCCCCACCUUUUCUUCAAAGCGAUUUAAAAUGGCAUGUCAGUGAGGAUUUGACACAGACCAUCCAAGAUCAUUGUUAAAAAAAUCACUGAGUUAUCAAAUGUUCAUUGUGUACUGAAACUGCAGCCCCCCCCCGUUGAACUGGCAGAUUGUAUUUGGUCAUCAAUGGCAGUUGACAUUGCUCUCAAGUUUUGGGACGGAAUGGCCACUGCAGAAUAAUUUUCAUUCCACGAUGAGACCGAAGAUGUUGUCUCAUUGUGUGUGUGUGUGUGUGUGUGUGUGAAGACAUUGCUCGAAGAUCUGUCCGUACCGCACAAAUGCCAAACUUUUGCCAUGGUGACUCGUACCAAUUUUUAGAGAUGCUUCCUGUAUCGAGGCCUUAACAUCCACAAUCACUGUACUGAAAUUAAAACACAUUUAUUUAUUUUUGAA